CCCCGCCCCGAGGGCGGCUCCCGCCCGAGCCCUCCCCGCCCCCGCCCUGCGACCGCAGCGCCCCUGCCCCGCCGCCCGGAACCAGCUGAGCACAGCUGGACCCAGCAGCCGCCGUCGCCAGCGCCGCAGCAGCAGGUAGUGCUGAUAACCCCUUGUACUUCAGCCUUGGUCCUGACACCUCUUGACAAAGCAUCCCUUUUCACGUGACAGCCCUGUGAGAUACAGCUCUAGGAAAAGGGGAGUAAUUCAGGUCUAGAAUGGAAAAACUGUUUUGUUGCUUUCCCAGCAGCAUGGUGGUGGAACACCCCGAGUUCCUCAAGGCAGGGAAGGAGCCCGGACUGCAGAUCUGGCGUGUGGAGAAGUUCGACCUGGUUCCUGUGCCCCCCAACCUUUACGGAGACUUCUUCACAGGCGAUGCCUAUGUCAUCCUGAAGACGGUGCAGCUGAGGAACGGGAACCUGCAGUAUGACCUCCACUACUGGCUGGGCAAUGAAUGCAGCCAGGAUGAGAGCGGGGCAGCUGCCAUCUUCACCGUGCAGCUGGAUGACUACCUGAACGGUCGGGCCGUGCAGCACCGCGAGGUCCAGGGCUUCGAGUCGGCCACCUUCCUUGGCUACUUCAAGUCUGGUCUCAAGUACAAGAAAGGAGGCGUGGCAUCAGGAUUCAAGCACGUGGUACCCAACGAAGUGGUGGUGCAGAGACUCUUCCAGGUCAAAGGGCGGCGUGUGGUCCGUGCCACCGAGGUGCCUGUGUCCUGGGAGAGCUUCAACCAUGGCGACUGCUUCAUCCUGGACCUGGGCAACGACAUCUACCAGUGGUGUGGCUCCAACAGCAAUCGGUAUGAGAGGCUGAAGGCCACCCAGGUGUCCAAGGGCAUCCGGGACAAUGAGCGGAGUGGCCGGGCCCGUGUGCACGUGUCUGAGGAGGAUGCCGAGCCUGCCGGGAUGCUCCAGGUGCUGGGCCCCAAGCCAACUCUGCCCGCAGGUACAGAGGACACAGCGAAGGAGGACGCGGCCAACCGCAAGCUGGCCAAGCUCUACAAGGUCUCCAAUGGCGCAGGCACCAUGACAGUCUCCCUCGUGGCCGAUGAGAACCCCUUCGCCCAGGGGGCCUUGAAGUCAGAGGACUGCUUCAUCCUGGACCACGGCAAAGAUGGGAAGAUCUUUGUCUGGAAAGGCAAGCAGGCCAACACGGAGGAGAGGAAGGCUGCCCUCAAAACGGCCUCCGACUUCAUCUCCAAGAUGGACUAUCCCAAGCAGACCCAGGUCUCCGUCCUUCCGGAGGGCGGCGAGACCCCACUGUUCAAACAGUUCUUCAAGAACUGGCGGGACCCAGACCAGGUGGACGGCCCGGGCCUGAGCUAUCUCUCCAGCCACAUCGCCAACGUGGAGCGUGUGCCCUUCGACGCUGCCACUCUGCAUACCUCCACGGCCAUGGCUGCCCAGCAUGGCAUGGAUGACGAUGGCACAGGCCAGAAACAGAUCUGGAGAAUCGAAGGCUCCAACAAAGUGCCUGUGGACCCUGCCACGUACGGACAGUUCUACGGUGGUGACAGCUACAUUAUCCUGUACAACUACCGUCAUGGUGGCCGUCAGGGACAGAUCAUCUACAACUGGCAGGGCGCCCAGUCCACCCAGGAUGAGGUCGCCGCGUCUGCCAUCCUGACUGCCCAGCUGGAUGAGGAGCUGGGAGGUACCCCGGUCCAGAGCCGUGUGGUCCAAGGCAAGGAACCCGCUCACCUCAUGAGCCUGUUUGGUGGGAAACCCAUGAUCAUCUACAGGGGUGGCACCUCCCGCGAGGGUGGACAGACAGCCCCUGCCAGUACCCGCCUCUUCCAGGUCCGGGCCAGCAGCUCUGGAGCCACCCGAGCCGUUGAGGUGAUCCCCAAGGCCGGCGCACUAAACUCCAACGAUGCCUUUGUCCUGAAAACCCCCUCGGCUGCCUACCUGUGGGUGGGGACAGGAGCCAGCGAGGCCGAGAAGACCGGGGCCCAGGAGCUGCUCCGCGUGCUUCGGGCCCAACCUGUGCAGGUGGCAGAAGGCAGCGAGCCAGACAGCUUCUGGGAGGCCCUGGGCGGGAAGGCUGCCUACCGCACGUCCCCACGGCUGAAGGACAAGAAGAUGGACGCCCACCCUCCCCGCCUCUUCGCCUGCUCCAACAAGAUUGGACGUUUUGUGAUCGAAGAGGUUCCUGGCGAGCUCAUGCAGGAGGACCUGGCCACUGAUGAUGUCAUGCUCCUGGACACCUGGGACCAGGUCUUUGUCUGGGUUGGAAAGGAUUCCCAAGAGGAGGAAAAGACGGAAGCCUUGACCUCUGCUAAGCGGUACAUCGAGACAGACCCAGCUAAUCGCGACAGGAGAACCCCCAUCACUUUGGUGAAGCAAGGCUUUGAGCCUCCUUCCUUUGUGGGCUGGUUCCUCGGCUGGGAUGACAACUACUGGUCGGUGGAUCCCUUGGACAGGGCCAUCGCUGAGCUGGCUGCCUGAAGAAGGGCAGGCCCCACCCAUUACCGGUCAGUGCCUUUCAGAACUGUCCAUCCCUCAAGGAGACCUUACAGCGUGCAGGGCCACUCUGGUGUUGUGCGUGUGUGGUUUUGUUGUUGGUUUUUUGUUGUUGUUGUUGUUGUUGUUGUUUUUAUAGUAGCCAAAUACAGCCCUGAGAAAAUACAGGGUCCUUGCAAAAUUGUCUCCAGUAUCUGUGCUUUGGGAAAUUGAAUUCAAUAAAAGCUUUUUGAAGUGA
Messenger RNA from Phacochoerus africanus (Common warthog), 2739 nucleotides. It is a transcript of the gene GSN, whose product is annotated as gelsolin. Gene Ontology annotation, biological process: actin polymerization or depolymerization; barbed-end actin filament capping; actin filament severing. The transcript has 19 exons. Lineage: Eukaryota; Metazoa; Chordata; Mammalia; Artiodactyla; Suidae. Gene Ontology annotation, cellular component: actin cytoskeleton; cytoplasm. Gene Ontology annotation, molecular function: actin filament binding; phosphatidylinositol-4,5-bisphosphate binding. The record is from RefSeq and is a predicted model, not a curated record. Bases 258 to 2486 code for a protein of 742 amino acids.